Phanerochaete carnosa HHB-10118-sp is the source of this 1125-nucleotide messenger RNA. RefSeq lists its product as uncharacterized. NCBI's taxonomy places the organism in Eukaryota, Fungi, Basidiomycota, Agaricomycetes, Polyporales, Phanerochaetaceae. Bases 1 to 1125 code for a protein of 374 amino acids. The transcript has a single exon. The record is from RefSeq and is a predicted model, not a curated record.
AUGGUGAAGCGCCACGUUGAAGAGCUCAGCGGCAUCCUCCCUGUCUACCAUAACAUGUGCAUCAACAGUUGCAUUGGCUUCAUAGGGCUGUUCAAAGACCUUGAACUCUGUUCGAUGUGCUCAAGGAGCUGCUAUAACAAGGCUGAACUUAAGCGCAGUGGAAAGAAGAUCCCUGUCAAGCAGUUCCUCACGAACUGCAUGGGCCCAGCAAUUCAAACGAUGUGGUGCUCUCUUGCUGGUGCAAAGGGUAUGACCUAUCGCCAGCACUGUAUCACCAAGAUUAUAGAGGAAAUGCAGCCGCAGGAUGGCAAGGAAUCAGUUGAGUUUUCUGUAUCAGCACUUGAGGACUACAUUCAUGGCACUGACUAUCUUAAAGCUGUCCUACAGAGAGAUAUUGGCCCCGAUAACACUGUUCUCAUGCUCUCACUUGACAGAGCACAGCUUUAUCAGAACAAGACGUCUGACAUUUGGAUAUAUAUCUGGGUUAUGAUGGACUGCAGCUCUGAUACCCGCUACAAGAAGCACAAUGUCUAUGUCAGUGGUGUUAUUUCUGGUCUGAACAAGCCAAAGAACAUUAACUCAUUCUUGUUUCCCGGCUUUUGGCACCUUGCCGCACUCAUGAAGGAGCAUCUUCAAAUUUUGAACGGUUCAAUGCAGAAACUGUUCACAUCUGACCCAUAUAUUCUCACUUUCGGUGCCAACCAGAUUGGCAUAACCCAGUUGACAGGUCUUGUCAGACACCAUGGUCAUUUUGGCUGUUGGCUCUACUGCCUUUUUUCUGGAUGCUGCAAGAAUAGAAGUGGCCACUACUUCCAAGCUGCUCAGCUCCCACGCGACCACCAUGUGAAUAAUUCUGACCACUCUGACGUUGAGAUUGACAACAUUUUUCACGAGACGCACACUGAAAAGAUACACCGCUACAACAAGAACCUACAGCGAUUUCUUUCAGAUUCACGGUCUCAGGCUGCCUAUGAACGCAUUUGCCUUGAGACAGGCAUUUCAAAGCCUAGCAUUGUGAGCGGCUUCUCAACAGGUUGUAUGCUUGGAGUGCCCGGUUGCUUCCAGACUGACCUAUUUCAUCUUGCCUCACUCAACAUCCCAGACCUAUAUCUAUCUCUUCUCUGA